CCAAUUUUAUAAAGAAUUUGUAUACAUCAGGUGAUGUCAACUGUAUACCAUGAGAUAUUUCUGCUUCCUUGUACAAUGAUCGGUUCCUGAUUUCCUAUAUCAUAAAUUAUGUAAAAAACAAAAAAUUCUAUUAAUUUAUACAAUAAAUAUUAGUAUCAAAUGAAGUAAAUACAUAUUUUUUUACGUAACAUAACAUUGGAUGAUAGCACAAAAUAACUGCAUGAUCAUUACUAGUCGGAAAUUGUACGAAAAUUAGUUCUCUGUUAAAUGAUACUAUUGCAACAUACUCUAUAUACACGUGUAAAAAAUACAAACUCGUAUGCCCGCAUGUGUAGGUAUACGUAUAUAGGUAUAUACACGUAUGAUUCAACAGACAAGCGUGAAGUAUUCAAACAGCCAUUCAUCGCUAUAGAAUUUCAGUUGCGUUUUGAAAUCACACCGGUUAACUUGCUUGAUUGUUCAUCAUCCGCGUGUUCAGUAUUGUUAAUAAUUUGUAAAACUUUAUUAAUACUUAACGUAUAAUAAAAUGAUAAGCAAUACUGAAUUAAAUAUGAACACGUACAUGUUUCCUAUGCGUGUUUUAACCAAAUGUAAAAUAAAACAAUUAAAAUCAGUUUAGUGUGACAGUUGUUCAAGUAUGAAAAGAUUACUGGUAUCUUUGAUAAAUUUUUAUUGAAUUCAAUCAACAUGUUUAGUCCGCAACGAGUGAUGAGACAAAUCUCUGAAAUCUCUUAUGUAGGAGGUUUCAAACUAAUAAGGAUGUCUACUACUCAAGAUGGGGAAUCGGGUAUAACAAUACCAUUACAAUAUAAUAACUCUCAUUGGAAGUCUAUAUUUGAAAAAUAUGAUCUUGACGGUGAUGGGAAAAUUUCUUACCAAGAAUUAAGAGCAAUGAUACGAAGUUCUGCUUAUUCUAAUGAUAUUCCAACCAGAGUUGUUCAUCUAAUAAUGCGUAAGGCAGAUUUAGAUGAUUCUGGAUAUUUAGAUUAUCCAGAAUUUAUAGCUAUGAUUCACAGGAAAGAUAUGCAAGGUGUUUUUGGACAUCUUGUACAACGAUAUGUACAAUCAAUGGUACCACAAAGACCUAGUACUUUACAUUUAACACGUUCCAGUGAUUUUCCUGAUGGACAGUAUGAAGAAGAAUAUACUUGUAACCCUCCAGCUCUAGCCAUGAUAAUUAUAUCAAUAUUAGAAAUUGUUUUAUUUUUGUACGAUGUGAUCGUAUACAGAACGCCUUCCGUGGAAGGACCAGCAGCUACAUUAUUUAUUUAUAAUCCACACAAAAGGUAUCAAGCAUGGAGGUAUAUAACAUACAUGUUUGUACAUGUAGGGGUAUUUCAUCUAGUGGUAAACUUACUUGUACAGAUAAUGUUGGGUAUUCCAUUAGAAAUGGUGCACAAAUGGUGGAGAGUACUAAUCAUAUAUCUAGCAGGAGUGGUGGCAGGAUCUCUUGGUACAUCCGUGUCUGACCCUAGAGUGUACUUGGCGGGUGCAUCGGGUGGUGUAUAUGCAUUAAUAACUGCUCAUGUUGCAACUAUUUUAAUGAACUGGUCUCAGAUGGAGUUCGCCGUUUUGCAAUUGUUAGUAUUUCUUGUUGUAACGUCCGCUGACAUUGGUCAAGCAAUAUAUAACCGUUAUGUAUUAGCAACCGACGACCAAGUUGGAUAUGUCGCACAUUUUGCUGGUGCUAUUGCAGGCCUACUUGUUGGCAUAAAUGUACUUCGUAAUCUUGAAGUGAAAACCUGGGAAAAAGUUGUUUGGUGGGCCAGUAUUAUUACUUACACUGCACUCAUGACAGCUGCCAUUUUCUGGAAUAUUUUAUACACUUCUCAUUACGAGUAGUUAUUAGUAUUACCUUUCAUAUAUUUAUUUUUGGUGUUUUCUUUUUUUUUUUACUGUAAAUAGAGUUUAUGAUCUUGCCAUGAUACGAGCAAAAAUGGAUAGAAAUUUUGUCAUAAAAAUAGUUGAAGAAACAUAACAAAUUAACGUAUUACAUAUUUGAAUGAACAGAUUACAUAUUUUUUAAAUGUAUUUAUAUACAACUGCAUUUAAUACGCACAAUCGUUUAGACGAAUUAGAUAUCUGUGAUAAAAAAUGCCUUGACAAUAGACACUGUUAAUUAAGAACUAUUUUGUUAGAAAUAAUUUGUUAAUAACUCUUCAAAAGUUGUAUGAAAAAAACCAAUGAAGAAUGACAAAUUUUAAAUUGGAGAAACAUUGUGGUUAUUGUGGUAUUAAUACUGCAAUAUUUUGAACAUCUUUACGCACAACCGAGUAAUUUUCUUAUUACUCAUAGUAUUUAACUUUGAACAAUUUUUACUACUAUGAUAAAUUUUAAGUAUUAUUGAUAUGAGAUGAAUUAUCAAGAAUUUUUACGUAAUAAGUUACUACAUUUCAUUGUAUCAUGUAUUUAUAAUUCACGAUGUCAUGUACCUGAUUCGUAAAUUACUAAUGAGUUGCAAAAAUAAUUUGAUUAUAAUGUAUAAGGCCCAGAUGUUGUCCUUUUGUAUAUUGUAACGUUGAAACAACUUAAAAUCAAACAAUAACAAACAAUAAUAUUAUAAGAAUGCGUUGUGUGUUUUUACAGUGUUGAAAAAAUCCUCAAGUACAUUAUAAAAAGAAAAUAUUUUUUAAAUAUUAAAAUGAACUGCUAGUUUAAGAAGUAUUGUAAAAGACGAACACUGAAGUGAGUGUAUUGCUUCAGAAAGAUGUUACACACUAGGUGUACUGAGACGAUCUCAAGAGACAGGGUAGUUUGUGCAUAAAUAAAAAGGAAACGUAAUUACAACGAACCGUGUUGAACAAUAGAUGAAUAAAGAACCUCAUUUAAAGAA
Molecule: messenger RNA, 2833 nt
Organism: Osmia bicornis bicornis
Lineage: Eukaryota; Metazoa; Arthropoda; Insecta; Hymenoptera; Megachilidae
Gene: rho-4
Product: rhomboid-related protein 3
Exons: 5
Coding region: 688-1842 (384 amino acids)
Cellular component (GO): membrane
Molecular function (GO): serine-type endopeptidase activity; calcium ion binding
Source: RefSeq, a predicted model, not a curated record